GCCAUUUCAGAUAAGACAGGCCAAGACUGUUAACUGACAACUUAACCCUAAGUAGCAGUAAGUUGCAACUACUCAGAAACAACGCUGUUGGCCAAUGAUGGCGCAGCGAGGGUGGGCGGGGGAGGCGUGGCCACUGGCCGGUGGUCGCUGCUGCCGUGGCUGGGCUGCCAGUCAGAGCAAGCAAGGAGCAGGGCAGCCGGGGGUGCCUUCCUUUCUAACCGCGCCAGUGCGGCGCCAACGGCGAAUAAAUUGGCGAGGAGGCUGCGCGCGGGCCCACUGGGUGUUGGGUGGGAGUAAGCGACCUAUGAUUAAUAAGAGGACACUCACAGGAAUAACGAGCAUUCAGGAGGAUAUCAGGCCACAGCCGCCGCACAUAUGGCGCGCGAUCCCCGCUCCACUGCUGCAACCUCACCACUCCCGGCCGCACCAACUAAUUAAUUCGCUCGCCUUUUGCACCUGCCUGCUGGCGGCGUCAUUGGGUAAACCGGGCAGCCGUGAUAUUAGCAUUGGCAUCGAUAUGCGUUCUGCAUCUAUCAUAGCGAAUACCGUAUUAUUGAGCAAUACAAUAUAACCUAUGUCUGUGAGUAUGGGGCUGGCGCUCGGCGCGAUUUCCUGUUUAGCGCCUCGCCGGUGCCGCUCUGGCGCGCGGCCCAUAACAGCUGUGUCUGCCUGCUGUUGCGCGCGCUUUGGUUUCGGAGAGUAUGUGGCUAUAUUUGAUAUUAUUAUAAUGAUUGUUUUACCAUUUACUUUUAGUUCCGUUAUUAGUCUUCUCAGUCCUGGCUGGC
This is a messenger RNA of Talaromyces proteolyticus, 785 nucleotides long. RefSeq lists its product as uncharacterized. NCBI's taxonomy places the organism in Eukaryota, Fungi, Ascomycota, Eurotiomycetes, Eurotiales, Trichocomaceae. Bases 95 to 571 code for a protein of 158 amino acids. The record is from RefSeq and is a predicted model, not a curated record. The transcript has a single exon.